AUGAGUUUAUCAUAUAGUGCAACUUGCAGAGUUAAAAUUCAUCAAGUAGGGAGUACAGUAAAUAAGUCAAUUAUUAAAUUCCGCUGUGAUCAAUGCAACAAAUCUGUCGACGGAUUCCCAGAAUAUUUUGCUGAAUGUGCUCAAAUUAAUGUAGAUGAAUUUUAUGAAUCAUUUGGUUUUUGCCCGAAAUGCCAUACACCUUGGGAUCAGCUUAGGCCAAUUUACGAAGCAUAUUUCGCUGUUGAACAAUUAGAUGCUGGAAAUACACCAGGAAUCAACGGUUUUUCUUCUAUGACUUGUUUUGGAGAUGGAAUGAAUGAAAUAAUGGGAUUUACUGUUGAUGAAUUCAUUGAAUUAGGUAAUCAAAUUGGAUUUAACUUGUUAUUUCACUUAGCAGCUAAAUUUUUGGAGGGGUCUGAGUUUAUAAUUCGCUUCCAAAAUAAUGUUUUUCAAACAAUAUCUUUGCCGCUUGGAAAUCAAAUUAAUUUUAAGAGAUUUCUUGAUUUUAGCCCAUUAGUUGAUUCAAAAUGUAUAUCCAUGGCAUCUGCUAAUGCUUUUGAACAUCUUGAAGAUGAUUACUUACAAUAUGCUCCCAAUGUUAAGUUUGACUUUGAUUAA
This is a messenger RNA of Trichomonas vaginalis G3, 618 nucleotides long. RefSeq lists its product as uncharacterized. Lineage: Eukaryota; Parabasalia; Trichomonadida; Trichomonadidae. The record is from RefSeq and is a predicted model, not a curated record. The transcript has a single exon. The coding region runs from base 1 to 618 and encodes 205 amino acids.